CUACAGGAAGAACAGAGAGAGACUCCUUGUACAUCAGCGACCCUCCGGUGGUUGGUGUCUCAAUGAUCUCCCUGGCUAGCCAGCUCAUAAAAUAUACUCUGACUCAGCCUUCUUUUGUGUACAGUCUGAGGUUUUAUUGAUAGUAAACCUGACAUAUUUCUCUGGUGCCGAAACCCGGGACCCUCAUAUCCUCCGUCUGGGACAACGUGAGAUCAACGGACCGACUUCGGACGUGACUCGUUUCCUCUCCUGGAGCGGGGGCCACCCCUUGGUCUCGCGAACACCCCAGACCGUUGGUGACGGGUCCCAAAUGAACCAGGACUGUGCACUGAGAAGACAUUGCUGAGACCGGGAGACCAGGUGCUGAUAAAGGUCAUCAAGAGAAAGAACUGGUCAAGCCCAAGGUGGGACGGCCCCUUCACUGUCCUGUUAACCACACCAACUGCCUGCAAGGUUGCUGAACGCGCCACUUGGAUCCACCAAAGCCAGUGCAAAAAGGUACUACAGUUGCAGGAUGCAGAUGGUCCUGCUCAUCGUGAUCCUGUUGGGAAACAGUAACCCCGGGGACUUCACCACAAGCUAUGGCCAAACCCAGCAGCAGUGGCUACAGCAGACAGGGACGCAAAUCAAUUUGACCUCCAUGGCACAAGCCCAAACGAUAACCAUACCUUUGACGCAGUUUCAAUCCAUUCUGACGUCACGCCACACCACAAUACGACCUGUGAGCCGACAAAGAAUACAAGGGGGCACGAGAAAGAAUGGUGGUCCAAACCAAUCGGUGCAACAGUGGACGACCACCCAGGUAACAAAGAUGGCAGAUUGGAAAGGUUACUGGUUCUACCUGAUGUCGGCAGACAGCGAAAAAACAUGGGAGCAGUGGAAUAAUUACAUCACGUCCGAGAGUGGUGUUUAUUGGCAGACCAUGUCCGUGUCGACUACAGCGAAGCAGUGGAGACAGAAGGUGAGCAUCACUAAGGGAGGGCCAAACCUGACUUUCCGCUUUGAACAAAUGAGCGUGCUCCCAGGAAAGGACUCAAACAACUGCUCACGGCUGACUUUGUGGGCAUGGACAAACGCGCAUGCCCACCCCAGAGUACCUAUACAGGUGUGUUACACCCCACCGUCAGAAACAAAUAAGAAUGACAACCCUGAACGGCCAGACAUAAAGACGACCAAGACAGCCGUGGUAACAGUCAUGCGAAAUGGACAGCCCUAUGUGGCAGAGGGAGUAAAGACACACGUACAAGGGGAACAGUUGGAAGACUUCCUGAAGCAAGAGACUGGCAUCAAAGUGAUCGAGAACACUUAUUUGGAGAGCGUUCUCUGAAUUGCUAAGUCUAUGAAAAGGAACUGUAUAGUGUGCCUGAAACCCAAGCUGUCGCUCUUUUUAGUACAACCCAUUGUGGACGCGGCAUGUGCAUGGAACAUGUCCACUAACGGGGAGAAGACUGGCAGCUGCACAAAUCUCUCCAGGAAGUAUCCGCUUCGGUCCCACCGAGAUAUUCCCCCCACCUUUGUCAUCCCAGACAAGAAUGCUAGUUUCACAUGCUUCUCCCGCUCGAACUGUUCCACAUCCCCUUGCAAGGAAAUAGGUAAUGUGACUGUCCUAUGCAACACCACAGUGCCCAAAGACAGCCAAGACGAUCCGACUCACCACAUCCGCACCAGGCUCUGGUGGUAUUGUGGAGGUGCGGCACUAUAUGGCAAACUAACAAGCAAAUGGAUCGGAGUUUGUGCUAUGGUCACGGUGGUACAAGAGUCAACCACUAUAAUAUUAGAAAACAACACUGACAUGAUCACCAACGUGACUGAGAACACCCGCAGAAAGAGAAGGAGCACGUUGGCUGAUCUGAAAACAUCUCUUACGGACGGGGGAGUGUACUUUGAUGCCAUAGGAAUGCCACGAGGCAUUCCAUAUGAUGCCAUGCUCAUAGAUGAGGGAAAAGCAGCUGCGUCCCACCUUCCCCUCAUUUCUGCUGUACUCCCCAUCAUGACUUAUAAGAAUACAGGGUUCAUAUAUUAUCUAAAUUAUAAGAUUGUGUUGUUGUAUAAUUUCACAGAACUAAUGCAUUCUCAAGUCGCGGAACAAUUGCACGCCACCUCCGUUAUGGCCCUUCAAAACCAUUUGGCUCUGGACCUCCUAUUGGCUGAAAAGGGAGGUCUAUGCAAAUUUAUCCAGGAUACAGGAGAAUGCUGUACGGUCAUUCCAAUGCAUACCGCAGAAAACGGCAGCAUAACUCAGCUCCUGUCCUGGUUCCGAACCUAUAGGGAAAACAUGUAUAGACAGGAGGGUGUGACCCCUAAUCCAGUAUUGCAGUGGUUCCAAGACACAUUUGGCAAUUGGAAAAACCCCUUCAUUGCGCUCAUCAUGUCCCUGGCUGUUGGUUGUGUAUUGUUGCUGUUUUUGUCUUGUUGCUGUAAGUUGGUGAUAUCGCGUCUGUUUGCUAUCAUGGACACACGCAUAAAUGUGGUACUGGAGGCUUUCGAGGCGCGCUAUCAUCUGGUGGACCAGGACAGUGAAGGCGAAGAGGACAAUAUGGUGUAAGGACAUGAAUGGACACCGGUAGCCACAUCACACGUUUUCCGGCGGCCUUAAGUCGCAGAAAAUGUCAUUAAAAGAGUUCCAGCCUGUACAAAUUGCACCUGAAUGUGACUAUGUUUGGGUUGUAUUCCCAGCGUCCACACGGCAUGAAGCUGCUCUCGUCCCAUGCCAGAAGGGAGGGAAUGGGGGAAUUUUUUGUCUUCUCACGCAAACUAGUUAUCGCUGCGUGAGGGGAUUUUUUCGCCCCCUUCGUGUGGCCGCAGUCCUGCGGUGGGGAUUAUGAAGAUGACUGCCCAAACCUCUUGAGGAGAGAAGGCAUUUGUCUGAUGUAUUCAAAUACCCACAACAGGAGGGAAAUGUAGGAUUUAUGUGCUUUGGUGCUGCUUGAAAAUAUGUUGAGUGUGUGUAUUUGACUCAUAACCCCUUCCAAGCUUGUUGUUAUCUUCCGGCCCAGCCUGUCUGUUGCAACAGACAGGCUGUGGGUUCAUGAUUCAUAUCCUGUUUUUCUUUGUAUGCAAGCUCGUCCUACCCUACCGUCAUGAAUAAAAGAGCUCGCUACAGGAAGAACAGAGAGAGACUCCUUGUACAUCACCGACCCUCCGGUGGUUGGUGUCUCAAUGAUCUCCCUGGC
Molecule: messenger RNA, 3173 nt
Organism: Dunckerocampus dactyliophorus (ringed pipefish)
Lineage: Eukaryota; Metazoa; Chordata; Actinopteri; Syngnathiformes; Syngnathidae
Product: syncytin-A-like
Exons: 2
Coding region: 1340-2545 (401 amino acids)
Source: RefSeq, a predicted model, not a curated record